AUGACUGAAAUCUCCGAUAAAGACGCCCCUUCAGUGGCUGCAAGCCAAGCACGAGCCAACGGUGACAGCGAUAGCGUCCAUGCCGUCCCUGCCAGCGCCCCCAAGCUUCCAGAUCGAUACGCCGACGAGAGCUUCAGGCUCUUCAGCGAGGUCAAGGUUACGGAUCCCACGCCGGAAGAAGCCGUCAGCAUUCGCAACAAGCUGAUAUGGCGUAUCCUUCCCUUUCUAUGCAUCGGAUACCAUCUCAUGUUCUUGGACAAGCAAACGCUCGGCAGCUCGGCAAUCCUGGGGAUACUCAAAGAUGCUCACCUCAGCGCCAACCAGUACAACUGGCUAUCAUCCAUCUUUUAUUUCGGAUACAUGAUCGCCGAGUUUCCUCAAAACUGGGCCCUGCAAAGGUUUCCGGUCGCGAAGUGGCUCGCAGCAAACCUCGUCAUCUGGGGCGGCAUAACACUCCUUCAUAUUCCUUGUCGAAACUUUGCCUCGCUCUUUGUCGUGCGCUUCCUCCUGGGACUGUCCGAGGCCUGCAUCGUGCCGGCGUUUCUUCUCAUCAUGUCCAUGUUCUUCACGUAUCAAGAGCAGGCCGUUUUGAUGCCCAUCAUGUGGUCGGUCGGUAACGGGAGCCCAAUCGCUUCUGGUCUGCUUUCAUACGGCGUUUUGCAUAUCCACACCAACCAGUUUGCGCCGUGGCAGUGGCUCAUGUUUUUAUGUGGCGCGGUGACCAUCUUAUUUGGCGUGUUUGUAUACCUGUUGCUCCCCGACAGCCCUCUGUAUGCUCACUUCCUGACACCUGAGGAGCGCGCCAAGGCCAUCCUUCGAAUCAAGGAGAACCAUUCCGGCAUUGAGCAGAAGCGCUUCAAGAGGGAGCAAUUCAUCGAGGCCAUCAAGGACCCCAAGACAUGGCUCUUCACAGCGCACGCCCUCACGCAGGAAAUGGCCAACGGCACCACGAACCAGUAUUCUCUCCUCAUCAACUCCUUCGGCUUCACGGUCCUGCAGACGACCCUCCUCGGUGCCGUCCUCGGAGCGUUCAACUUUACCUGCCUCGCCCUCGCCGCCGUCGCGCUCCGCUACACCACCAACAGCCGCGCCUGGAUCUCCCUCUUCGCCUAUAUUCCCACCGCUCUCUCCAGCGUCCUCCUGCUGAGCCUGCCGUCGCGCAACCGCUGGGGGCUCAUUACCGGCAUCUGGAUCCGCUCCGCCACCGGCGUGCCGUACGCCGUGGUCAUGAUCUGGGCGGCCAACGCCUCGGCCGGCCACACCAAGAAGACGACCGUCAUCGCCCUGUACCACGCCGCGUACGGCCUCGGCAACAUCAUCUCGCCGCAGCUCUUCCGCCCGCAGUGGAAGCCGCGCUACCGCCCGACCUGGAUCAUCCUCCUGGUCGUCGCCGCCAUUGUCCCCGCCAUCAUCGUCCUGGUCCUUCGCAUCUACCUCGACCGGGAGAAUAAGCGCCGCGACAGGAUCGAGCGGGAGAAUCUGGUCGACGACAGCGGCGUUGUUGAGACGGUCAAUGCGGACGGCACCACCGAGAGCCGAGUUGUGGACAGGAAUCAGCUUGACUUGACUGAUAGACAAAACUUGAAAUUCCGCUAUGUUUUAUAG
Cordyceps fumosorosea ARSEF 2679 is the source of this 1605-nucleotide messenger RNA. RefSeq names its product Major facilitator superfamily domain, general substrate transporter. Gene Ontology annotation, cellular component: membrane. The transcript is spliced from 5 exons. The record is from RefSeq and is a predicted model, not a curated record. Gene Ontology annotation, molecular function: L-cysteine transmembrane transporter activity. Gene Ontology annotation, biological process: transmembrane transport; L-cysteine transport. Bases 1 to 1605 code for a protein of 534 amino acids. NCBI's taxonomy places the organism in Eukaryota, Fungi, Ascomycota, Sordariomycetes, Hypocreales, Cordycipitaceae.